AUGGCAAAAGAGAUCGCAGAGGCAAAGACAAGCACUGCCAUCAAAUUCACACACCAAUCCGAAAAGCUAUCCCUCCAGGCACAUGACGCCAAAGAUGAGGACAGCAGGGGCGCCCUGGCCGUCGAGGCGCGCUUUAUCACCCCACAAGAUCCAGUGAUUGAGACUGAGAAUGGUGCAAGACUGCCGGCAGUACCACUGAAGGAGGCAUUGGAGCUGAAUAGAUUAAGAGACCAGGUCAAAGGCCAGAGCUCCAAGUCUAACCACCAAAGGCAUGACCCAGCGCGUCUAAAACACGAGGAAACCGGUGAAGCGUCAAGUCAAGCAGAGUCUACACAGUCCACCAGACCGGACGCAUCUCUACGCAACGCUAUACCUCCCUCGAGAACGAAUCCUCUAUUUCCAGAAUUACCCCUAUAUGGGCCCCCAUCCGUACUACGAGACAUACAGUGCAUCGGCUUCCGAGUCUCGUCAGCUAUACUUUCUCUUGCUUUUCUCGGCGUCAUUGUCCUCGGAUCAGCAUUUACCAGUAUACCGUUAAUGUUUCAGCACAUAGGAAUACGUUUGGCCUUCCGCAAUCCUGACGCGCGACGGCCGUUCUACGAAGAAGAAAGGAGGAGACAACAUAUCAGGGAUGAGGAGGCAAGGGAGUGGAAGAUAAAACGACGGCGCAAGAGGAGUUCGAAUGCCGAAGACGGUAACGAGGAAGAGGAGGCCGGUCAGCGAGAUGAGGAAUUCGAGCCUACAGAAGGUGGCCCAGAUCCCCUUGUUUGCGAUCUUGGGUACUACGCGCGAAGGGUAGGCCUGGACGCGGAAAGCUACGAGGUCAUGACCGAGGACGGCUUUAUUAUUCAGCUCGACCAUGUAUACAACCCGAAAGAAUACAGACCCGCUUCUCCAUCCCAGCGCGCCCAUGGUGCCCCCGUCGUCUUCCCCAAGGCUUUCGACCACGACCGCUCCAAUGACAGCCGCGCUACAUCGUCAUCAUCGACAAACUCGUCGAGAACUUGCAAAUACCCCAUUCUCCUCAUCCACGGUCUCCUUCAAUCGUCAGGCGCGUACUGCGCUAAUGAUGACUCCUCCCUAGCCUUCUAUCUGUGCAAAUCCGGAUACGACGUCUGGCUCGGCAACAACCGCUGCGGGUUCAAUCCACAGCACCAACUUCUUAAAACCACCGACCCCAGAAUGUGGAAUUGGAAUAUCCGACAGAUGGGCGUCAUGGAUCUUCCCGCUCUUGUGUCUCGCGUGCUUUUCGAGACUGGAUUCUCAAAGUUAGGCCUGAUCUGCCACUCGCAAGGGACGACUGCAACAUUUGUGGCAUUAGCAAAGGAGCAGCGGCCGGACCUGGGAGAGAAGCUUAGCGUCUUCUGUGCACUUGCACCGGCGGUGUAUGCGGGGCCUUUGAUUGGGAAAAUGUAUCUGAAAUUCAUGCGGAUAAUCUCACCAGGCAUGUUCCGCAUUAUGUUCGGGAUCCAUUCCUUCAUCCCUUUCAUGAUGACAAUGCACUCGUUUCUGCCAGGACGCCUUUAUGGCGCACUAGGCUACCGCGUCUUCUCUUUCCUCUUCAACUGGACCGACGAUCGCUGGGACCAGGGGCUUCGAAACCGCAUGUUCCAAUUUGCGCCUGUGUACGUGAGCGCAGAGAGUAUGCGCUGGUGGCUUGGUCGUGAAUGCUUCGCGAGCCAGAAAUGCAUCCUCGCUACUCGCGAAGAAGGAGAAAUCGAAGAUGAAGAGGAUGAAGAAGAAGACGAUUAUUACGCCCACAGCACCGAACACUCAACAGAACGCAUGUUGGACGGUCAGAGCCACCCGGACCAACCUCAUCCCGAUCGCGGCCGCAAAGCCUGGUUCGACGAGCGCGUCCCACCAUUUGCCCUCUGGGUCGCGGGCUCUGACGAACUGGUCGAGGGCCGACGGCUGCUCCGACGAUUCGAAAGGGGUAGAGAGCCUCAUGUUCGAGUCGUGCAUUCGAAGAUUAUAGAAGAGUAUGAGCAUCUAGACGUCCUCUGGGCCAUUGACAGCGUCGAAAAGGUCGCAAACGAGGUCAGAGAGGUACUCUGGAAAACGGUACCCGAAAACUUGAGAGUUCGAUGUAGAGUGCCGAAGCAGUGCGAAGGAGUGGGCGUUUGGGAGGACCCAGGGCGGAAGGGGCCGUGA
This is a messenger RNA of Letharia columbiana, 2154 nucleotides long. RefSeq lists its product as uncharacterized. Gene Ontology annotation, biological process: lipid metabolic process. The transcript has a single exon. The record is from RefSeq and is a predicted model, not a curated record. Bases 1 to 2154 code for a protein of 717 amino acids. NCBI's taxonomy places the organism in Eukaryota, Fungi, Ascomycota, Lecanoromycetes, Lecanorales, Parmeliaceae.